Messenger RNA from Arabidopsis lyrata subsp. lyrata, 1169 nucleotides. RefSeq lists its product as uncharacterized. Lineage: Eukaryota; Viridiplantae; Streptophyta; Magnoliopsida; Brassicales; Brassicaceae. The record is from RefSeq and is a predicted model, not a curated record.
AUGGUGGAAAAGAUCUGGAGGAUCUGUUCAUCGUCUAGCCUCCACGUCGCAACAAUCUUCAGCGGCGGUUCAACGGGAAGCCUCCAAUCAGUCUCCAGCGCCGGUUCAACGGGAAGAGUCAAAUCCUCCACCUCGACAAGCGUCAAAUCCUCCACCUCGAGCCUCUGUAUCACAUCACAGCUCCAAGCUCAAAACUCACAUGCGGAAGAAGAUGACGAUGAGGAAGCUGAGUUUGGUCUGAUUAUGAAAGGGAAUCAACUCUCCCGGAAGAUUCGCUUGCUACUCUCCAUGAGUUGCUUCUCUAGCCAGGCCGUGAGAAGUAUACAACGGUCAUCUCUUCCACAUUUGAGCCUGAAACACUAUGGUAAGCUGAGUAUAUUAGGGAGAGUUGCUAAGUUGUGGGUAAUAUGUGUGUAGGACUAUAGAUGCUAAGUUGAUUAGGUUUGCUAAUUGGUAAGCUGAGUAGAUUAGGUUUAGGGUUAAUAUUGAGUAGUGUGUGUGUAUAUGCUAAGUAGAUUAGGUGUGUAUAUGGUAAGCUGAGUAGAUUAGGUUUAGGGUUAAUAUUGAGUAAUAUGUGUGUGUUUGGUAAGCUGAGUAGAUUAGGAUUAGGUGUGUAUAUGGUAAGCUUGCUAAUUGGUUUAUGUAAUUGUAGGUUUGGUCACGACGAUGGUAAGCUGACCUAGAAGAUCACAAAGGUAUUCACAAACAAGUUUAAUGGGCCAUAUUACAGUUGGAGCUGUGUACCUUCUGAAAAAAGACACAAAUACUUCCUCGAAUUCGCGGUAAAUUAACUUCUCUUAUCUGUAUCUAUUUGGUUUGGUUUGGUUGUUUGAUCACUAACAUCAAACUCUCCUCUUGUUUUGUAGAAAACACACACAUGGCAUCCAUCACUGACCAGUGUAAUUGAAGAGAAAUUCUACAAAAUAUGUGGGCUGCGUAUGAAGGACAUGGUUUCUAAGGCUUGCUCAAAACGAGCCAAUGAGAGACCGCCAUGGAUUGAGAAGACAUUGUGGAAGGAAAUGUGUGAGUAUUAGGACACAGAAGAAGCCAUUGCCAAGAUUUCAACCACAUCAGCAGCUCGAAUGUCUGACCGUAAUGGUCUUGGUCCUCAAAAGCAUUUAUCGGGGUCAAAGUCUUUCUUACAAAUCGAGCAAGAGAUGGUAAGUUAC